Molecule: messenger RNA, 2094 nt
Organism: Thlaspi arvense
Lineage: Eukaryota; Viridiplantae; Streptophyta; Magnoliopsida; Brassicales; Brassicaceae
Source: the annotation of a GenBank genome assembly
GCACUGUCUCAUCCAAUCAGAACCGUUACUAUCGACGGAGACAGAGGGCAUUUUGGAUGGACAGGGCAGACACAUGGGGAUUCGUCAGCGGUGGGAGAUGCUUAUACCUCAAGCUGCUUUUGUGUUUAUAGUCUACAAGGUGUUCUACGUAUUGUUGUUCUGAGUAUUCUGUUUCCUCCUCCUCUUGCCUCCUUCUGUCUUCUUCAUAUGGAUCUGAACGAGAGUGUCGUUCACUUCUCUCGUGCCAACGGUAUUGCAAAGCUUGACAAUUUCGGUGACACUGCCCUCAGCUUGAAAUGCCUUGGAAGCAGCGCAGGGAGAUUAAUGGGGAGCUCUCACCAUAACCACAAGCUUUGCUCUGAUGUUUCAAACUGUCCUGAUGGUGGUUGCCGGUUGGUUCUCGGUUUGGGGCCAACACCGCCUUCGUAUUAUUACAAUGUCAGGGUUAAUAAUAACAACAAAGGCUCAGCUUCUUCUGGGAUUGUUCAGGAACUCUCUUCAGGUGGUGAUUCGAUCCUGCAGCUUGGUCCUCCCGCUGUGACCAUGGAUACUUUCAGCGGUCUUGAUUGUUCGUUGUUGACGUAUACAGAGACUAAUGUGUCACAUGUUGAUGAAGGUUCCACCUCUGCAAAGCGUUCAGGUGGAUAUAUGCCAUCGCUUCUCUUCGCUCCAAGGACGGAGAACGUUCGAAAGCCUUCAAGAAUGCAGGAGUGCAAUACUAAUUUCGGAAGUGAUGCUUAUAACUCACAGCUGAGCCAUGAGUCAGAGUUCUCCGUAGGCGGUUUCUCUGAGAGGACGGCAUCUGCGACAUCUUCUCAGCACAGGACGACGAACCCGAAGAAGUGCAAGUUCAUGGGAUGUGCGAAAGGAGCUAGAGGAGCUUCGGGGCUCUGCAUUGGCCAUGGAGGUGGUCAGAGAUGUCAAAAGGCAGGCUGCAACAAAGGUGCUGAGAGCAAAACUACUUUCUGCAAAGCACAUGGUGGAGGAAAGAGAUGCCAACACUUGGGAUGCACGAAAAGCGCUGAAGGGAAAACGGAUUUCUGCAUAUCUCACGGCGGUGGAAGACGGUGUGGGUUCCCGGAGGGAUGCGCUAAGGCUGCACGUGGCAAAUCCGGGCUCUGCAUCAAGCACGGUGGUGGCAAAAGGUGUAGGAUCGAAGGAUGUACACGGAGUGCUGAAGGACAAGCCGGGCUUUGUAUUUCACACGGUGGUGGGAGACGUUGUCAGUCAUCAGGGUGUACGAAAGGUGCUCAAGGGAGUACAAACUACUGCAAAGCUCAUGGUGGAGGGAAACGCUGCAUAUUCGCGGGAUGUACGAAGGGAGCUGAAGGUAGUACUCCGCUGUGUAAAGCACACGGUGGAGGAAAACGCUGUAUGUUUGAUGGAGGUGGGAUCUGUCCUAAGAGUGUUCACGGUGGGACGAGUUUCUGUGUAGCUCACGGUGGCGGGAAGAGAUGUGUUGUGGCAGGGUGCACCAAGAGCGCUCGUGGGAGGACUGAUUGUUGUGUGAAGCACGGUGGUGGGAAACGGUGCAAAUCCUUCGGUUGCGAGAAGAGCGCGCAAGGCAGCACUGAUUUCUGCAAGGCUCACGGUGGAGGGAAACGGUGUUCGUGGGGAGGAGACUGGAAAUGCGAGAAGUUCGCUAGAGGAAAGAGCGGUUUAUGCGCUGCGCAUAACAGUAUGUCUCAGGACAAAGCUGGAAGCAAGAUUGGUUUGAUUGGACCGGGACUCUUCCGUGGCCUUGUCUCUACUUCUUCCCAGACCACAACAGCCACUGCGACUACUACUACGACCACUGAUCAUUCUCAAUCUGGAGUCAGCGCGGUCUCUGAUUGCACGGACUCCAUUGAUCACCAGCCGCAGCUGCAUCAUCACACUGAGAAAAGGCAGAAGCUGAUGAUACCAAUGCAGGUUCUUGUGCCUCCAUCGAUGAAAUCCUUGAGCUUCUCAAACACCGAGAGACCGGAAACGGAAACAAACAACAAUAGUGGCAGCAAUGGGAGGAACAUCUUUGACUUUAUGAUCCCGGAGGAGAGAGUUCACGGCGGAGGGCUGAUGUCUCUGCUUAAUGGCAGCCUGAAACAAACACUCCAU